Messenger RNA from Mizuhopecten yessoensis (Yesso scallop), 3469 nucleotides. Its product is annotated as 26S proteasome non-ATPase regulatory subunit 5-like. The transcript is spliced from 8 exons. Gene Ontology annotation, biological process: proteasome assembly. Gene Ontology annotation, molecular function: protein binding. Lineage: Eukaryota; Metazoa; Mollusca; Bivalvia; Pectinida; Pectinidae. Gene Ontology annotation, cellular component: cytosol. The record is from RefSeq and is a predicted model, not a curated record. The coding region runs from base 68 to 1570 and encodes 500 amino acids.
AGAAAGCUAGAAGGAUUUGUACAAAUUAUUCAGGAUUUGAAGCAUGACAUGAAAGAAACAACGAAAGAUGGCAAGUGACAUCGUCCGAUUGCUUGGCUCUCUGUCAUUAUCAGACAAUCCUAUAGAAAAACUUGAGGAGUUAAAGACUGUGAUAUUUGCUAUUCACCCUUCGGUACUCGCAAGUCACAUUGGCAAUCUUUCAUUUCAGCAGUUGUUCUCAUUAUUGAACACAGAAAAUGGGGACCAGUUGGAGCUGUGUUGUGAUAUCCUCUCUCGUCUACUGACGGCACUUGGCCCUCCAGCUGUCCUAAGCAAUUUCUACACAGAACUUUCCCAUGGCCUAUCUCACAAAGCUAUCUGUGUUCAGUGUCUCAGUCUUCAGCAGUUACAGCUUGUUAGUGAAGACAACCAGGCUUUGGAGGAAUUGUUGAGACGAGAUGAUAUUCUACACCAAAUUAUUAGACUUAUUAGCUGCGACAGUGUAGAUGUUUCCUCGAAGGCCAUCAAGGUCAUCUCCUGUCUUGGUCAGAGUGCCAUGGGCCUAACUGCCCUGUAUACCACCACACUGCUACAGACUCUACAGCAGGUGAUGGACAGCAAUGAGACUGUCCGCUUCAGGGUCUACGAGCUCCUGGUGAAGAUACGUCAGAUGUCGGUUGUGUCCCUGGAGUACACAUACGAGAGUGGCAUGCUUCAACAGCUGCUAAACGAGGUGCACAAAGACGACAUCCUACUCCAGCUAAACUGUAUAGAGCUGUUGUCUGACCUAGCCCUGUCCGAACACUGCCUCGUCUUCCUCGACCAGCAGGGAAUCAUCAGCAAACUAGACAACAUGAUAGCCUCUGUAGAAUCAGACCCAAUGGCUGGUCUUCUACUCCCAGGUCUCAUCAAGUUCUUUGGAGGCAUGGCCAGGUUCCACCCAAAGGAAGUUUGUUCGGAAAAAAGUGUUUUUAUGAACACUGUGCUAGACAAUACCAGUAACUCAGCAAUGGCAAGCAUGGCUAUCCAGACUGUGGGCUUCAUUGGUAGUACACCCGAGGGCAAGGUGGCCCUCGACAAGUGGGGUGGGAAGCUGUCAGCCUCUGUAUCUGAUAUUGCAGCUGUGCUCAGGAGUGGCACAACAGAACUCAAGAUCAAUGCCUUACAGGCAGUGGAGAGACUGCUAACAUUGAAGGUGGAGGACCAGACGACAGAGUUACUGGCCCUGACAGAAAAGUGGUUUAACCUUCUGGGUCGUGAACCUUUGAGGACAAUACUGGAGAUCACCCAGCAGCCAUUCACAGAUCUCCGUUGUGUAGCCUACCAGGUUUUUGUUGCCAUGGCGACACAACAGUGGGCCCAGGAGUGUAUGAACAAGUUCCCAGGUCUAACAGAGUUUCUGUUGGACAGACUGACAGAGUCCACAAAGGAGGGCAAGGACGCCAAACAUGCACUGGUCAAAACGCUUGCUGAAUCACCAUUCGCUGCAAACAGUUUUGGAAAUCCUUUUUAUGUGAAAUUAAAAGCCUAUUGUGUUCAAGGACCAUACUUUUUACGGGCUCAGGCCGAAGUUGCAAUGGAGGGAGAAUAGCUUUCUUUAGGUCCUUCACAGUUUAUUAUGAUAUAUACACAUUGUUACCUGGUUAGGGUAGUUUUAUUAAUGGAUGACCUACACAAGGACUACAAACAACAUCAUAAACAUUUCAACACUGAAUCUUUUCCCGGAUUGAUUUAUUACAUGUACAUGUAUAUUACUGUAUUCAUAUUCAUUUCAGUGCUAUUAUCAUUUUAGCACCUUUUACAUUAUAUCUGGUGUGCUAAGUUUUGUACAGUGCUAAAAAAAGUUAUAUACAUUGCAGGUAUUUUCUGAAGAUUUUAAAUUCGUGAAGUAUAUAAGUGAAAGAGUUGGUGCACUAUUUUAUGAUUGUGCUAAUAGAUCUUGAGUGCUCUAAUAUGACCGCUUUAAUACUGUAUAUUGGGAAAGUUUUGCUGCAGUUUUCGCCCAUGGUAAUUAGGGCGAAUUUUUAUUACAGCGAACAUUAGUUAACAACAUCAUGUGCAUAGUAAUUCAAUGUGACAGCAAAAUUAACAACCGGCGAAGGGCGAAAGUUUUGCUGGGCGAAAAUUUCCCAGUAUGGAGGUUUAUUAGGUAUGUUAACAGUAUAAUGAUUUAGGAAAUCAGUAGCCACCAUUGUCACUAGUGUUCCAGGGAUCAGGAAGUUCCAUGAGGAUAUGUCUACCCUAUGCUGUGUACGUAGGUAGGUCAGUACAGUUACACUUCCAUUAUUACGCAAUGUCAUUUCUUCAUUAGUUUUAUAGCAUGAGUCACCCAAGCAGAUAGUGCUACAUCAGAUAAAGUCAUUACCAGGGAGUACUGUUAAAUACUACAUGUAGUGUCUUCAUUUUGAGGAAUAUUCUUUUCAUGAAUAUUCUUCAAAAGACUUAAGUUAUGAGGAAUGGAAUUCACAUAGGACCACAAACAGCUGCUGUCCAUAUAGCCAUAAUAUCUUUUAAUUUUUGAUCUUCUGCAUUGGCGAAUUAAUGCAAAAAUGUAAUUUUGGCAUAUGUCCAUCAAUGACAGGUGGUAUUAUGGUACAUGUAUACCCUACACUGUGUCAUCGCUCUUCUGCAUAUAUUAAUAGACAUCUGCGGAUGAAACUUGAUGAAAUUAUUCCAUACAAAUACUUUGCUUUAACAAGUUCCUUUGUUCAAUUUGAUUCCAAAGUUUGUCUAGGGCAUAGCUUCCUUAAUAUUUUACCUGCAUUCUUCAAGUUUGCUAUACUUAUACACUAAGAGUUCCCUGUGAAAAUGUAUCAAAAAUCUAUAUGAUUUGAAUGCAAUGUCAUUUGAUGUUGAUCAAUUUUGUUACUUUUAUCUUCAGUAACAUGUGUAACAGGAAAGGGAGCAGGGAAAAUGGAAAUUCCCUCUAGCUGGAAGGUGACUGUAAUCCUAUGUACAAUUAAAUCUGCCACACUUCUCUAAACUUGUUUGCCCUCGAACACCAUAACAACCCAGGUUCUAACUCCCUAUCACCUCAGGGAGGCCACGUACACCAUUUGUAACAAGAGAGUACCGGUAGUGUGCUUCCACUGGGGAUCAAACCCAAUACCCCUAACUUACCAGUCUGCUGCUCUACCAAUUCAGCUAAUAAAUUCCCUCUAGCUCAAAACUAGAAGGCGAACAUAAUCCUAUGUACAAUUAAAAUCAGUCAUGCAUACUUGUCCUUUGAAAACAUAAUAAACAGACAAUUCCUUGUUUUUCCCUGAUAAAUGACAAUUUAAUUUUAACUCAGUGGAUGAAUACUUUUAUAUUUUUGUUUAUGCUUCACUCUCAAAUUAUUUUUCCUACUGUAUGCAGUAUGUAAAUGGUAUUUAUCAAAACAAAAGGUGAAAAAGAAGUGGUGACUAGACUAUUCUAUUAGUAUGAAACUAUGAGACAUGUUUGAGAUAGAGACAUUGUGUAUUGAUUCUUAAAUAAAGGUAAUACAUUU